AAAAAAACAACAAAGUGAUGUCAUAGCUAAACAACAAGAAAGAAACCAAAAAGAAAAAAAGACUAAAAAUCUCACCUCCUCCAUUAAAAUAAUUUAGGAAUCAUCAAACUUGAAAGAAAUAAACCCCCACUCUCCUCAAACCACGAAUGCAAGCAUGUUAGCGUAAACUGCGAGAGAGGAGAGAGAAAGUGCCAAAAUUUCUACUCUAAAAAGGCAAGAAACAGUAAAACAAGGGACUAUUAUUUUGCAAUUUUCAGGGAGAAAAAAGCUACUCUUAAAAUAACAACAACAACAAAAACAAAUCAUUUUGUGUGUUCUUCCCUAAAUUAAAUCAAAUUCAUAGAUUAUAGAGAUCUGGGUAUAACAUAUAAUUGUUUACCCAGAUGAAAUUAGUGAAGAAAACCCAGAAAAAUAACAAUGGAGAUGUUAAUGUCGCCGGAGAAUUUUCCGGCGGUGAAAAUUCCGGUAGAAGAAGUGUGUUAGUUGGAGUGAGAUUAGACCAACAAAGUAAAGAACUUCUUACGUGGGCCCUUAUGAAAGUUGCUCAACCUGGAGAUCUUGUUGUUGCUCUUCAUGUUCUUCAUUCUUCAACUGAAGUUGAGCAAUCGACGCUUCUUUCUUUGGUGAAGACAUUUGAUUCUACGCUUGCUGUUUACGAAGGAUUUUGUCAUCUAAAGCAGGUUGAUCUGAAGCUAAAGGUGUGCAGGGGUUCGUCUUUGCGAAAGAUUUUAGUUCGAGAAGCCAAAGCAUAUGAAAGUGCUACACUAAUUCUAGGAACUUGUAAAGCCCAGCACAUGAUUCGAUCCCCAACUUCAGUAGCCAAGUACUGUGCGAGGAAAUUACCACACAAUUUCUCGGUUUUUGCUGUAGAUAGCGGAAAAAUUGUGUAUCGUAGAGAAGCUGGAAAUUGUAAACAGUCUCGAUUGGUUUCUGGAUCAAAAGUUGACAAUGUAGAAGUGGAUAGUGAUGGGCAUUCUCCCACUAAAACAGCGGCAUCUGGGCAGGAAGCUUCUGAUGUUUUUGAUAAGCAUUGCUCUGGAGCUAGAAGAAGUACCUUGAUAAAGAGGUAUUUGAGCUGUGCUCCCAUCUCCGCUUGGGCAGAUUAUUCUUGUGAUGACAUGCUAGAUGGUUCUUCCACUGAUGAAAGAGAGGAUAGAUCAUUGGCUUUGGUGCCAUAUCAAGCAAUUGAUGCUUCUGAAGUACCAGAGUUUAUUAUAAGUCAAGAACUACAUGAGUCAAAACCUGGUUGGCCGAUGCUUCGACGGGUGUUUUUACCCAGGCAUCAUGACUCAAAUAAGGUUCCAAGCCGGAAAUCAUCCAUGGUUCGCCGGGUAUUGAGAUUUCCGGGGCGGCGUUCUUCAAUGGUUGUUCACCCUGAUAGAAAGAGACGUGAGUCUGCUCAAAUGGACAGUCAUUUGUCUGAUCUGAAUGGGGAGAGUGGUGCAAUUGUUCCAGUUGGUGAUGUUGCAUCCUCUGUUCCUUCAUCUCCUUUUAACGGAUUCAAUUAUCUGGCGAAGGAACUCCAAGGACUCCAUGAGAAGUACUCAUCCACCUGUAAAUUGUUUGCUUACCAGGAACUUCAGUCAGCUACUUCAGAUUUUGCACCAGAGAAAAUGGUUGGAAAAGGAGGCAGUAGUCAGGUUUACCAAGGGUGUCUACCUGACGGGAAGGAGCUCGCUGUAAAAAUAUUGAAGCCAUCAGAGAAUGCGUUGGAGGAGUUCAUUGCUGAAAUUGAGAUCAUUACAACAAUCAGUCACAAGAAUAUCAUAUCCUUGUGUGGAUUUUGUUUCGAGGAAGGGAGUCUAAUCCUGGUCUAUAAUUUCUUGUCAAGAGGAAGCUUAGAAGAGAAUCUUCAUGGUUAUGAGACUAAUGCGGGAGGAUUUGGUUGGGAAGAGAGAUAUAAGGUGGCACUGGGGAUGGCAGAGGCAUUAGACUAUUUACACAACAGAGGCUCACAAUCUGUGAUUCAUCGCGAUGUUAAAUCUUCAAACAUUCUCCUCUCUGAUGAAUUUGAUCCCCAGCUUGCAGAUUUCGGACUUGCAACAUGGUCUUCGAGUGCACCUUUUCACUUGGCUUCUUCGGAUGUUGCGGGAACCUUUGGGUACCUAGCCCCAGAAUACUUCAUGCAUGGGAAAGUGACUGACAAGAUGGAUGUCUAUUCAUUUGGUGUUGUGCUUCUUGAGCUUCUUUCAGGAAGGAAGCCAAUAGAUAACAGAAAUCCAAAGGGCAAGGAGAGCCUCGUCAUUUGGGCAAAUACGAUAUUAAAGGAUGAGAAGCUGUCUCAGUUGUUAGAUUCUAGAUUAGGCAGCGACUAUGAUCAUGAACAAAUUGAAAGACUGGUUUUGGCUGCGACGCUUUGCAUAAGACGCGAACCUCAAACACGACCCCGUAUAGGCAAUGUUUUGAAGUUGCUCCAAGGUGAUAUUGAAGUAACCAACUGGGCGAAGCAGCAAGUGAAUAGUUAUCCUUUAGAUUUUGAGGUUUUGGAAGGUGAGACACCACGCUCUGAGAUUCUUCAAUCCCAUCUAAAUGUGGCUUUGCUUGGUCUGGUAGAAGAUGACAAUGCCUCUAUUAGUAGUACUGAGCCAAAUAUAUCCUUAGAGGAUUACCUGAAAGGUAGAUGGAGCCGCUCUUCAAGUUUUGAUUAACUGUAUAUCUAUGUGAGAACGUUUUAACAAGGCGAGUGCUUCCGUUAGUGUUAAUUUCUCGUGUAUAGCUGUCAGUUUUUGUUUUCAUUUUGACGUUAUAGGCUUUGGAUGAGAGGAUGUGCGCAAGUGUUAUUUACCCUCCUCCUGGUCUAGCUAGUUGCUGCCAUGAGUUCAUAUUCCAAUGAUCGAAUUUAGCCCAGAAAAGAAGUAAAUAAAAAUUGAUAAAAAUGUUGAAGGUACAACCAAGUGCAAAGUUGUAUGAGCUAGCUGCAUGAACUGAUGUACCUAAUGAAGGUUUAUUGCUUGUUCCACUAGAUUAUCUGUUUUGGUUAUUGCAAGUUGUAACAUGUGAAUAAUUUGGAGGGACUUUAUGUUUCUCUUUGAACUUCAUUUUCUAUAGGCAGAAAAUGCUGUUUAUCUUC
This is a messenger RNA of Beta vulgaris subsp. vulgaris (sugar beet), 3070 nucleotides long. Its product is annotated as protein kinase STUNTED. Lineage: Eukaryota; Viridiplantae; Streptophyta; Magnoliopsida; Caryophyllales; Amaranthaceae. The record is from RefSeq and is a predicted model, not a curated record. Gene Ontology annotation, molecular function: ATP binding; protein kinase activity. Bases 384 to 2648 code for a protein of 754 amino acids. Gene Ontology annotation, biological process: protein phosphorylation. The transcript has 10 exons.